AUGACCCCACGACCACCACCAGGAGACACUGUGCAAGCGCAGUCGGGAGCAGUUUAUGGAAACGACUUCUUGGGGCUAAUUUUAAUACGGAGCGGGGACAAGUCAUGCAUAUUAUAUUAUGCUGACAAAUGUACUGUGUACUGUCAGGCAGUAGAAAAACAGCUGAAGAUCUGUGGCUUUAAGAGGAAUGUGGAUGUCCUAGUAUUGUAUCUGGCUGGACAAGGACUAAGAAGUAUCCCAAGUCUAUCACAGUUUCAUAGGUUAAGGUAUUUGUGGAUUAACAACAAUAAGAUUCAAGAUUUAACCUUCUUGACCAAAAACUAUUGCUUGACUGAACUCUAUCUCAACAAUAAUGAACUGACAGAUAUAUCAGGUGCUCUGAAACACUUACAUGCGUUACAGAUUCUGUUGCUUCAUGACAACCAGUUAAAAAAACUUGGCACAACAGUGAAGGAAUUGAAAGGAAUGAUAAGCUUGCAGACCCUAAACCUAUUCCACAACCCUCUGGCACAAGACCCAGACUACCGGCUUUAUGUGAUAUACUUCCUUCCUUCCGUACAGCUCCUUGACAGGAAGCCAGUUACGCAAAGAGAAAGGGAGUCAGCGCUUCAUCUUUGUAACCGCGAAAGGUCUUGUGUCAUGCAGUCAAUAGCUUUUGGAAAGAGAGUAAAUACACCCCUGGGGACUACAGCGGCAUCUAGCAGAUACACUCAGCCAGCCAGAAGACUGAUGAUACCCUCAGGUUGUGAAUUUGGAAAUCACACAAAUAAAGUAACAUUUGAGGACCCCGAAGAUGCUGUUUUACUACGGGCAAUGACAAGAUCCCUAAUGGAAUUCUCCUCUGUUGACUGGAACAAAGUAGCCACCUGUCAAGAAAGACGGCUCAAAAACAAAGCAGAAGAACCCCAUGAGAAACUGACAAUCCGAUUUAGAUGA
Egretta garzetta (little egret) is the source of this 936-nucleotide messenger RNA. It is a transcript of the gene LRRC72, whose product is annotated as leucine rich repeat containing 72. The transcript has 9 exons. The record is from RefSeq and is a predicted model, not a curated record. Gene Ontology annotation, molecular function: protein binding. The coding region runs from base 1 to 936 and encodes 311 amino acids. Lineage: Eukaryota; Metazoa; Chordata; Aves; Pelecaniformes; Ardeidae.